Lingula anatina is the source of this 1557-nucleotide messenger RNA. Its product is annotated as TLC domain-containing protein 2. Lineage: Eukaryota; Metazoa; Brachiopoda; Lingulata; Lingulida; Lingulidae. The record is from RefSeq and is a predicted model, not a curated record. Gene Ontology annotation, cellular component: plasma membrane. Gene Ontology annotation, biological process: plasma membrane organization; membrane assembly; phospholipid homeostasis.
AAAGGGACUUUUUAGAGUUGGAACUGUUGUUAACUUCCCUCUCCCAUGCAUCAGUGACAAGUGAAAUUUAAGAAGAACCUGGGUAGGGAGGAACAUGGACCCCUACACCGUAUACCUUGAUGUCCUAAGGACCUUGGUCCGUGUAAUUUGGGUGAGAAGAGUCGUUUGUGUUCAGCCAGCCCAUUACGGGGGCGUGCAGUAUCUUCAGCCGGUCACGUUAUGCAUAUUGAGAUGUUACUGCCGUGAUAGAUAUAACAACCGGAUAUGCAUCCAUAUAGAUAUGGGGCAAACUAAAUGACUUGUUUUGGUGGACAUGUCCUCAUUAUUCCUUAGCUCGGCCACCAAGCGAGACGUGUGUCAGCCGAGGGUUAUUUCUUGUAAGGGAGAGACAGUGCCGCGUAAUGAAUGAGACACUGACCUAGCUUUAUAUUUAUCUUAGGUUUGAAAUGUUUAUAGAUGUAUUGCUUAACGCUUUUCAUAUGAUAUUGCUGUGACAUUUAAAUAAGUAAGGACCUAUCACUUGAAUCACUAUAUGAUGGACCAGACGUACGACUGGGAAGAGCUGAAGUGGAAAACCAAGGCAAUAGCGGUCAUUUGUCCGUCAUCUUUCCUGUUCUUCUUCCUGGUCAAGCGACUGGUCAAGGCGUACGGCAUUCCGCGUGCGUGUGCCGCCAUUCCAGACCGCUGGAGUAACUACGCGACGUCAUGUUUUCACGCGCUGGUUUGCGGGGUGGCCGCACUGGCGAUCGUUCUGACGGGGGAUGGGUGGAUGGAAAGCAGCCCGCAGUCUUUUUAUCUACACUGCGUUGCCGCAGGAUAUUUUGCUUACGAUACCCUAGACAUGUGGAUUAGUGAUGAACCGAUAGGGAGCACUGAUAUGUACGCUCACCAUGUGCUGAUAUUUUUCUUCAUCACGAUAACACAACUACCGCCAUGCGGCAGAAUAAACGUUUACUGUGCCAUAGACUACCUAAGCGAGCUUUCCAAUGUCUUCCUGCACGCCAGAAAACUACUGUCUCUUCUAGGGAAACGAGGAACGGCUGUUUAUCUCAAUAUCAACAUCUUAUACUUUGUGUCAUUUUUCGUCUUCCGAUUCAUCCCGCAAAUGCUGAUGUUUGCAAUGAUGCACGUGGACCUGUGGAACUCCAAACUUUCUUUGUUCUGUUACCUCAUCGUCAUCCCCCAGCAGUCGUUGCUGGUCAUCAUCGGUUCCCACGUGGCCUACAAAAUAACGAUGAGGACAAUUGGCGGGAAACACGCUGCCCGGAAACCGACUGGCGUGUCACGUGAUGGAGAUCCGUCUGUCGAGAAGCAAGAAUGAGCCAAAUUUGACAGUCAGACGAAUAAAAACCUGCACCUUUACUGACAACUAAUAUGUCUCAUUCAAAAACAUUUUGAGUAAUAAUUUAUCAUACUGUGAAAAUGUCUGUUGCAUAUUUGAUUUUGCCCUUAUAGAAAGAAAAGACAAUACAGCUCGUAUUAUAGGGGAGACCGGGGCUAGUUGGACCCCGGGUUAAGUUGGCCCCCCGUCAUUUUAUGAAAAAGUAACUACGAGGU